AUGUACGCUCAACGAAUUCUGCCGUCUCUUCCAGCCUUUGCCUUGAGAUCUGGUGGUAAGUAAUCAUUGUGCUACAAACGCCGCCAUAAUACACAAAAAAUGGUCUACAGGCCAAAAACAUUUGUUAUAGUCAUACUUCUGUACAACGAAGGGUCCGAAGAAAUUUCUAACAGAAUGGCUUUGUUAUACAGGGUCUUACAAAAAACGUGAAGGAAAGUGGAAGGCUGUCACUUCCGGCGGAGGCGGCGCAGAGACUUCGUAUUUGAAAUAUGUAUUUUUAAAAGACAUAAGUUUUUGUCUACGAAAUAACAAGCUUUUAGAGUGCAAACUGAGGUCGCUACGACCUUCUGAAGUAGAGGCAUCUCUACCCCGAAAACUAGGUUUUUUCGGUUGAAAAUGAUCGAGAAAUUUCGGACUUUUUCGGUUGAAAAUUACCAGGAAAUGUCGGAUUUUAUGGGGUUUCUUGAUAUAGUCUUUAAGAAAACGUGCAUAAUUUGCAAGUGUUGGCACUCUCCUCAUAUUUUUCAACAUCAACCAUAUCGAAACACCCCAAAAAAUCCGACAUUUCCUGGUGAUUUUCAACCGAAAAAGUCCGAAAUUUCUCGAUCAUUUUCAACCGAAAAAACCUAGUUUUCGGGGUAGAGAUGCCUCUACUUCAGAAGGUCGUAGCGACCUCAGUUUGCACUCUAAAAGCUUGUUAUUUCGUAGACAAAAACUUAUGUCUUUUAAAAAUACAUAUCACAGCAUUCCGAAAUUUUUUCGCCGCCGAUCGGUGUCUAAAAAAAUGAAAAAUUAAAAAGUGCACAUUACAUUUUCAUGUGUGUAAGGGUAGCCCGAAGAGAAACCGGCAAAAACAAAAACUCUUUAUGUAGAGUAAUCAAUUUCCUUUCAGAGUAUGUAAGUUUUGUCUUCAGGUUGUCCGCUACCUUUGAGAAAAUCGUCACUAAAAAAAUGGAAAUUUCGAUUUUGAAUGCCAAAAAAAUGUACUUUCUUGGGGCCACCAAAGAAGAUGUUGGAGUCUAUCGUAAAGAGAAUUUCAAGGGCUACAACAUAUUAAAAUUUCAAGAUUUUUGUGGGGGUUUGAGUCAAGUUAGAGUGAAAAAACCUCUGAUUUUGGCCAUUUUUUGCACUUUUUCUUGAUUUGUUUGCACUUUUAGUGCAAAAAUAUAAAACCCUCCGUGGGCGAUGGAAUCUGUGUGUCAUGCCGGAUAUGCGUGCCAAACUUGAAGCUUCGCUAACGCUCCGGAGUCGCUGAAUAUCCGUUUAAAUACGAAACCUUAGAGUACAAUUUCUGUUGUUUGAAAUCGCUUUAUCUGCUCCAAGAUCCCUUUUGAUCAAAAAUAUAUUGUCUGUAUACAUUGUAUAACAACUGCAUGACGACUUAAUUGCAAAAGUCUAACUCAGCUUGGCGGUUAAUUUAAUAGGUUGUUGCAACAAAAAAUUGGCUCUGGGAAGGAUUUUCUGUUAAAUGCAAUUUUCGAAAUGAAAAAAAUAUAUCGUGAGUAAAUGAUAAGAAAUUGUUAUACACUGUAUAUAGACAAUAUACUUUUUAUCAAAAGGUAUCUUGGAGCAGAUAAAACGACUUCAAACAAUAGAAAUAGUACUCUAAGGUUUCGUAUUUAAACGGAUAUUCAGCGACUCCGGAGCGUUAGCGAAGCUUCAAGUUUGGCAUGCAUAUCCGGCAUGACACACAGAUUCCAUCGCCCACGGAUGGUUUUAUAUUUUUGCACAAAAAGUGCAAACAAAUCAAGAAAAAGUGCAAAAAAUGGCCAAAAUCAGAGGUUUUUUCACUCUAACUUGACUCAAACCCCCACAAAAAUCUUGAAAUUUUAAUAUGUUGUAGCCCUUGAAAUUCUCUUUACGAUAGACUCCAACAUCUGUUUUGGCGGCCCCAAGAAAGUACAUCUUUUUGGCAUUCAAAAUCGAAAUUUCCAUUUUUUUAGUGACGAUUUUCUCAAAGGUAGCGGACAACCUGAAGACAAAACUUACAUACUCUGAAAGGAAAUUGAUUACUCUACAUAAAGAGUUUUUGUUUUUGCCGGUAUCUCUUCGGGCUACCCUUACACACAUGAAAAUGUAAUGUGCACUUUUUAAUUUUUCAUUUUUUUAGACACCGAUCGGCGGCGAAAAAAUUUCGGAAUGCUGUGCAUAUUUCAAAUACGAAGUCUCUGCGCCGCCUCCGCCAGAAGUUAUAGCCUUCCACUUUCCUUCACGUUUUUUGUAAGACCCUGUAUUAAUACUUGUUUGUCUCGGCCGAAAAUUCAAUCUUAAAGCCUAUGAAACUUUUUGCUACAAUGGCGGAUCUGAUCCAGUGGCUAAAAAACAUAUCAUUCUGCAUCGGGGAAGCAUCAAAAAAUGUGGCAAAAUACUUCCCUCUCCAAGUGAAAAAAAAACUUCGAUUUCAAAAGCGCGCCGGCUCUUUUUGCGAGGGAAAGGGCGCGCCCAUCAAAACGGAGUUUUUUAGUUGGAGAGGGAGGCAUUUUGAUACAUUUUUGACACUUCCCGGAUGCAAAAUGGUACUAUUUUUGCCCCUGGAUCAGAUCCGUCGCUGUAACUUUCCAUGCCAAAAUUGGCAAAAAAUGGCGAAUUUUUGCCAACUUUCUGCCUGAAAAUCUCGGUCGUUUCUGCAAAACGCUUGCUAGGAGUCUCGCAUAUGUCUGAAAAAAAUCAUUUUAAAAUUUGUGCCAAGUUUCAUCAAGAUCUCAGCAUCGCACUUGGAGUGCUUCCCUUGUGAAAUAGAUUUUAAAAAGAGUUUAAGGCUGCGUAUUUUACCAGCUGCAAGAUUUACGGUCAUCUUUUUCAGCUUCCCGCUCCAUUCAAAUUUCUGCCGCCCUCACCAACACUGCCCCUCGACAUACUCUGCAUGCUCAAAAGCCUCAAAAAGAACGCGCACCAAAGAGUGCUGAGAAACCUCAGAGCAAAGCGAAAGCGAGCAGUAAAAUCGAAAGAGAUACUCGAAAAGAUUCUGACGUCAAACAGAAGAAAGGAAUGAGCGAAGAGAUCAAGGAGAAGGCCGACCACCGAAGAAGCAACUAA
This is a messenger RNA of Bursaphelenchus xylophilus (pine wood nematode), 3036 nucleotides long. The record is from the annotation of a GenBank genome assembly. Lineage: Eukaryota; Metazoa; Nematoda; Chromadorea; Rhabditida; Aphelenchoididae.